GGCAGAACAGAACCCACCACCACUGCACCACCAUGCCCACGCCCUCUCGAUCCCGGCUGCUGCCAUUGCGAGUCCUCCUACUCAUCCUUGCAGGGGUAGCAGCCAUUGUUGGUGAGCAAGAUGAGCAGCAGCGGAUCACGCAUCCGGGCUGCCCUGACAAGUGCGGCAACAUGAGCAUCCCGUUCCCGUUCGGCCUGAUGCCGGGCUGCUUCCGCGAGGGCUUCCAGGUCACCUGCGACCACUCCUUCGACCCGCCUCGAGCCUUCCUCGCCGGCAGCGACACCGAGACGACGACGAACCUCAUCACGCUCACCGAGCGCGACGAAUCGGCGGUCUCCGACGACCCCGAUCUGGCCUACUCGUACUCCAACACCUCGAGCUGGGCAGUCGAGCUCAUGGACGUGUCGAUCGACAGGAGCGAGGCACGGGCGUACGGCCCCGUCACGUCCCGCUGCAGCACCAACAUCGCCCACUCCAAGCUCAAGGAGCAGGCCAUGGCACUGGAUGAGCGGUUCGCCGCCUCCGAGACGCUCAACGUCGUCGUCGGCGUCGGCUGGAAGAUCGGCGUCACAGACGGCUCAAGCUCCAGCUCCUACACGACGACGUUCGCCUGCCGAUCGGAGCUCGCGGGCGGCCACCUCGAGCACGCGAGGAACGGGUCGUGCACGGGGCGGGGCUGCUGCGAGGCCGCCCUGAGCACGCAGCCCGGCUACGAGAUCGUGCCGGGGGUCAGUGCCGAGAACAACACCCUGUGGCGGACCAGCCCGUGCUCCUACGCCAUGGUGAUCGAGAAGUCACGCUACACCUUCUCGACGCCGGACCUGUACGGCGACAAGGUGCUGCCGAAGAGGUUCCCCAGGGGCGUCCCCAUGGUGCUCGACUUCGCCAUUGUCGGCGACGCCGCUUGCCCGGGGAAAGGCCAGCGGCCGCCGCCGGACUACGCGUGCGUCAGCAACAACAGCUAUUGUGUCAACGCGACGGUUGGCCACACAACCUACACACUCAGCUAUGUGUGCAAGUGCUCGGAGCACUACGAGGGCAAUCCUUACAUCGCUAAUGGCUGCAGAGACAUCAACGAGUGCAAGUCCCCUGAUCUGUAUUAUUGCUCGAGCAAUGGCAUAUGUAUGAACAGACUGAAUGGCUAUGAUUGUCCAUGCAAGUCCGGAAUGAAAGGCGAUGGGAAAUUAGGACAUUGUGCAGAAAAAUUCCCCCUAGUAGCCAAGGCGGUUGUGGGUACAACCAUCAGCAUUUUUAUCAUUGCAGUUAUGUCAUUUCUACUUCUUCUUCACAAAGAGAAAAAGAAGACAAAAGAGUUCUAUGAAAAGAAUGGUGGACUUACACUAGAGAAAGCAAAAAUUAUAAAACUAUUCAAAAAGGAUGAGCUCAAACCUUAUUUAAAGAAGAGCAACUUUAUUGGAAAUGGUGGUUUUGGUGCAGUUUACAAGGGCAACCUUGGUAAUGAACUAGUUGCAAUCAAGAGGACGAUUAGUGGUAGUCUGCUAGAGAAUGAACAAUUUGCAAAUGAGGUCAUCAUCCAAUCGCAAGUCAUCCACAAGAACAUUGUUAGGCUCAUAGGUUGUUGCCUGGAAGUUGAUACACCAUUGCUAGUAUAUGAGUUUCUUUCCAAUGGUAGCCUCCAUGACAUCCUUCAUAACAACGACAAGAAGCCUCUGAACUUGGAUAGACGUUUAAGUAUUGCUGCAGAAUCCGCAGAUGGUCUAGCUUACAUGCAUUCAAAAGCAAACACCAAAAUCCUACAUGGGGAUGUUAAACCAGCAAAUAUACUUUUGGACGAUAGGUUUGUCGCCAAGAUUGCAGACUUUGGCAUAUCAAGGUUGAUUGUGAGAGACAAGCAACACACCGGGAAAGUCAUUGGUGACAUGAGUUAUAUGGAUCCCGUAUAUCUACAGUCAGGCUUACUAACUGAAAAGAGUGAUGUAUAUAGUUUUGGAGUUGUGCUCUUGGAACUUAUUAGUAGGAAGAAGGCCACACACUCUGACAACAAUAGCUUAGUGAGCAGUUUCCUUGAAGCUCAUAAAAGGGAGAAAUCACCCGAUUUGUUUGAUAAUGAAAUUGCAAUAGGAGAAGAUUUGGAGAUUCUUCAAAGUCUAGCAGGGAUGGCAGUCGAAUGUCUCAGCCUUGAUGUGGAUAAAAGACCAGACAUGACAGAUAUAGCACAUCACCUUCUCUUACUGAAUAAAUCCCGUAAAUUGUAAGCCGUUUCAAGUAAGUUAUUUGAUAUUUAGUUAUGUAUAUUUAUGUCAUGAUAUCCAACAAGGACAAUUCACAUCAAUA
Molecule: messenger RNA, 2295 nt
Organism: Hordeum vulgare subsp. vulgare (domesticated barley)
Lineage: Eukaryota; Viridiplantae; Streptophyta; Magnoliopsida; Poales; Poaceae
Product: wall-associated receptor kinase 1-like
Exons: 3
Coding region: 33-2216 (727 amino acids)
Biological process (GO): cell surface receptor signaling pathway; protein phosphorylation
Cellular component (GO): plasma membrane
Molecular function (GO): polysaccharide binding; ATP binding; protein serine/threonine kinase activity
Source: RefSeq, a predicted model, not a curated record